Molecule: messenger RNA, 3896 nt
Organism: Oncorhynchus masou masou (cherry salmon)
Lineage: Eukaryota; Metazoa; Chordata; Actinopteri; Salmoniformes; Salmonidae
Gene: dpydb
Product: dihydropyrimidine dehydrogenase b
Exons: 19
Coding region: 256-2700 (814 amino acids)
Biological process (GO): thymine catabolic process; uracil catabolic process
Cellular component (GO): cytoplasm; cytosol
Molecular function (GO): dihydropyrimidine dehydrogenase (NADP+) activity; uracil binding; iron-sulfur cluster binding
Source: RefSeq, a predicted model, not a curated record
GACAUGUCUGGCGCCACCGUUUCGAACUAACAAAAUUAUUAUUGGUCCAAAGAAACACAACAGUCUUUAUGGACAACAUAUGUGCUGCUGUGUUUAACUGGAUGCACAUUUUUAAAUAAAUAUUUGAUGUUUCAGACAGCGCAUCCAAACUCUGAAUGGAAUAAGCUACUACAGAGCACAAGAGAAGUUUUGAACACACAAACCGAACGGUUUAUUUGAACUUUUACCUGACAGACAAAUGACCAAAAGAGAAACAUGCUGAGUAAAGACCUUCCGGACAUUGAGAGUAUCCUGUCUCUGAACCCGAGGGUGCAGACCCACGCUGCCAUCCACUCAACGGGCGCCAAGAAGACAGAAAGGAAACACUGGAAGAGAAACCCAGAGAAGAGCUGUGAUAGCUGCGUCAAGUUGGAGAACAACUUCGACGACAUCAAGCACACGACUUUGAGCGAACGGGGGGCACUCCGCGAGGCGUUCAGGUGUCUGAAAUGUGCUGAUGCACCAUGCCAGAAGAGCUGCCCCACCAACCUGGAGAUCAAGUCCUUCAUCACCAGCAUCUCAAACAAGAACUACUAUGGAGCGGCCAAGGCCAUCCUGUCGGACAACCCCCUGGGGCUGACGUGUGGGAUGGUGUGCCCCACCUCGGAGCUCUGUGUGGGGGGCUGCAACCUCUUCGCCUCCGAGGAAGGACCUAUCAACAUUGGGGGCCUGCAGCAGUUUGCUGUGGAGGUUUUCAGCAAAAUGGGAAUUCCUCAGGUGCGGAACCCUGACCUGCCGCCUCCGGAUGACAUGCCCGAGAGCUUUCAUGCCAAGAUCGCUCUGAUUGGUUGCGGCCCGGCGAGCAUCAGCUGUGCCUCCUACCUGGCCAGACUGGGAUAUGACCACAUCACCGUGUUCGAGAAACAGAAAUACAUUGGCGGCUUGAGUACUGCAGAGAUCCCUCAGUUCCGCCUGCCCUAUGAGGUGGUGCAGUUUGAGAUUGAGCUGAUGAAAGACCUGGGGGUGAAGGUUGUCCUAGAGAAGGGACUGGGUAUGAACGGGAUGAGCCUGACCUCUCUGAAAGACGAGGGAUUCCAGGCUGUCUUCAUUGGAAUUGGUCUGCCCCAGGCAAACAAGGCUAAGAUCUUCCAGGGGUUGACAGUGGACCAGGGAUUCUACACAUCCAAGGACUUCCUGCCACUGGUGGCCAAGGCCAGUAAAGCCGGCAUGUGCAGCUGUAAGUCUCAACUGCCCGAGCUCCGUGGCGUGGUCAUUGUCCUAGGUGCCGGUGAUACAGCGUUCGACUGUGCUACCUCUGCCCUGCGCUGCGGUGCCCGCCGGGUCUUUGUGGUCUUCAGGAAGGGCUUCACUAACAUCCGUGCCGUCCCCGAAGAGAUGGAGCUGGCCAAGGAGGAGAAGUGUGAGUUUCUUCCCUUCCUGUUCCCCCGUGAGGUCAUCAUGAAGAACGGCCGAGUGGCCGGCCUGCAGUUCUGCCGCACCGAGCAGACGGAGCGAGGCGAUUGGCUGGAGGACGAGGACCAGAUCGUCCGGCUCAAAGCCGAUUAUAUCAUCAGCGCCUUCGGCUCCAUGCUGACUGACCCUCAAAUCCAGGAUGCCAUGGCUCCCAUCAAGCUGAACCGCUGGGGCACUCCAGACCUAGACCCUGAGACCAUGCAGAGCAGUGAGCCCUGGGUGUUUGCUGGCGGAGACAUCGCAGGCCUGGCCAACACCACAGUGGAGUCUGUCAAUGACGGAAAGCAGGCUUCCUGGCACAUCCACAAGUACCUCCAGUCCCUCCACAGCCAGACAGUGGACAGCACCCCCGCUCUGCCUCUGUUCAACUGUGCCAUCGACAUGGUGGACAUCAGUGUAGAGAUGUGUGGCAUCACCUUCCCGAACCCCUUUGGCCUGGCCAGUGCUCCCCCCACCACCAGCACGGCCAUGAUCCGCAGGGCUUUCCAACAGGGUUGGGGCUUCGCUCUCACCAAGACUUUUGGACUGGACAAGGACCUGGUGACUAAUGUUUCUCCCCGUAUCGUGCGUGGCACCACGUCAGGUCAUGUGUUCGGCCCCGGACAGGGCUCCUUCCUCAACAUCGAACUGAUCAGUGAGAAGACGGCUGCCUACUGGUGCCAGGGUGUCAAAGAGCUGAAGACAGACUUUCCCAAGAAUAUUGUCAUCUCGAGCAUCAUGUGUGGUUACAACAAAGCCGACUGGGUUGAGCUUACUAAAAUGGCAGAGGACUCCGGGGCGGAUGCACUGGAGCUCAACCUUUCCUGUCCCCAUGGAAUGGGAGAAAGGGGCAUGGGACUGGCCUGUGGACAGGAUCCUGUGAUGGUGAUGAACAUCUGUCGGUGGGUGAGACAGACCGCCAAGAUCCCCUUCUUCGCCAAGCUCACGCCCAACGUCACCAACAUCGUGGACAUUGCGAAGGCUGCACACGAAGGAGGGGCAGAUGGAGUCACUGCCACCAACACAGUGUCUGGAAUGAUGGGCCUAAAAGCUGACAGCACCCCCUGGCCUGGCAUCGGCAAGGGCAAGCGCACCACCUACGGAGGAGUGUCUGCUCGUUCCCUCCCUCUUUCUCAGCUGCCAACACACCUUCUGAGCCAGUCGCAGGGUCAAGAAAUCAGCCUGCAUUUCAAAAUGAGGAUUGAGACUAUUGAGGCAGUAUUUCAUGCAAGAAGUACCAGCUGUCAUAGUGUAGUUCUCCUGGUGUAACUUGUGUAUAUGGCUGGGGCUGUAGCUCCAUACUCUCAGGAGUCCCCUAGCUGGGGGCAGUCCAGCUCCCUCCCCUCCCUUUCGACUGGGUCAUUGAACAUUACUGUCCUAAAGGGCCAGGAGGGGGUGGGUCACACAUUUCUACUUUUGGCCAGGAGGGCCUCCAUAAGUGACACUCAUUAGAUUUUUCAAAUUUGAAAAAAAGGACUGGAGUCCAACUGACAUAAAACAUAGGUGGCCCCCGCUCGGUUGUAAAGGAAGAGAAGAAGUAUAUUCUUGAGCAAGGAUGGGCAACAAACGGCCCGCAGGCCAGAUCCGGCCAGCGAGCCCAUUCAAUCUGGUCCGCGGGAGGACAUAUUUUGGUUUAAAAAAAGACUCCAGGCCACUCUUUCAUGUCUAAAACUAGAUAGAAAGUAGCCUAUGUAGAAAUUUGUAUGGACCUAUACGUUUUUAAAUAACUCACCUGAUUUUUUACAUCACGAUGUGGCCCUUAACCAAAAAUGAUUGCCUAUUUUAUAUUUUACCUAAGAAGGAAUGCUUGAAAAGGGAUAAUUUACAGUAUACCUUAUCAUCAUCAGUUCCUUCAUUUCUCUUUGGAUUUCAACCAUAUUGCGGCCACUCAACAUGCAGCAUUUCAUGUAUAGUUGUAUAGUUUCAUAGACUGUAUAGUUUUCUUUGAAGGCCUAAAAUACACAAAUCUCAAUUCAGCAAUCAUUGUGUACCUCUCUACCACUGCAUCCUUAUUUCAACUUCUCUACAGAACACAAAUUAAUAACUCCACCUGAACCAUCAUACAUUUUCUGUAGGAGACUUUAGCCAGAGAGGUUGAGGGGAGACAAAAGUAGAAGAGCAUCAAUUUAGGAGACUUUAGCCAGAGAGGGUGAGGGGAGACAAAAGUAGAAGAGCAUCAAUUUAGGAGACUUCAGUCGGAAGAGGGAGAGAAGAGGAGGAGGAGAAGGAAAGUAGAAGCGCCAAGGAACAAAGAGGGCGGAGAGAGCAAGAGCCAUGAAUAUGCAUACAAUUAACCAUCCAUGGAGAAUAUGCAAAAAUGUAUGCUUUGAUUCAAUUCAUCAUUCCAAUUUCAGAGGCUGGCAUUAGUUAAUGAGGAUCAUUUAGCAUGGGAGGAGAGAGAGGGUGCUGUCUCUAUCUGUCAACCUAGUGUGUGUGUGUGUGUGUGUGUGUGUGUGUGUGUGUGU